Molecule: messenger RNA, 4000 nt
Organism: Aegilops tauschii subsp. strangulata
Lineage: Eukaryota; Viridiplantae; Streptophyta; Magnoliopsida; Poales; Poaceae
Source: RefSeq, a predicted model, not a curated record
CCUAAAUUGCCAGCCUUCGCACCAGCCGGCGGAACCCUAGCUCUGGGGCUACUGCCAGGUCAGGACGGCGGAAUCGGCCGCUCCUUCCCUGGCGCCGCACUUCGGAGGCUUGCGCCGCUCGGCGCGUUCCCCGUCCGCGUCUUUCCUCCGGCCACACCUUCUGGAUUCGCGCCGCUCCGCCUCCGGCCCGAGGGCUUUGGAGGCUUGCUGUUGCUCCCGUCCUCUUUACCGCUGUGCGUGCACAUGAGUCUGAUAUGCUUGGUCAAGUUUAGUGCAGCCGCCCCCUAUUGAUUCCAUUAUCUCUGAUGCACGGUGGUCGGCCGCUAGUCACCUCUACCUUCUGUCGCCACGUAUCCAGAAUUUCAAGUCAUAGACGAUGGGUGUUGAACUGCUAGAAUAUUUAUGCCCCUUUGCAACACAUGGGCAUAUGUGCUAGCUUAUUCCAAAAGAGAAAAACAUUGGUACUAUGUUGAUAGCCAGGGUGCAAGGCUCAAGGGAAGCAGGUUCUCUAGCUCUCUGUAUGCUUAUGGUAUCUUGUAUGAGGGUUACAAAUUCAAUUCAAAUGUCAGUUGAGGAAGCUGCUGAGUUAGCAUGGCGGGCUAUUUAUCAUGCAAUAUUCCUUGACGGAGCUAGUGGUGGCUGUGUUAGUGGUGAUAUAAAUAUUCGUCCGGCAAAUCAUGGAUCAACAAGUGCUAUUGGUAUUUUCUGAUGCUUUUCAUGGCAGGCUUUUGCUGUUCUAGAGAACGAGCUACUGCAGUUCACAGCAGAAUGUAACAUGCCCGCAUCAUCAUUCAGCCUGCUGAAGAAAAUAAUUCCAAGCAUUGAUUCCAAUGAGUUGUAGCAGUAAGAGAACCUAUGACUCCACGAGCUGCAGGAACUGUUGGGUUGGAAAUUGGAAUGGCCUCCUCUGUGUUCUAGACACUGAGUUCUACUGCAGCUGGUGGAAAAGGAGGCCAGUAGAUUUUAAUUUCCUAGCUGGUCUUAAUUCUGGGUUACUUUCUUUUUUCUGGUGUACUCCCUCUGUAAACUAAUAAAAGAUCGUUUAGAUCAGUAGUGAUCUAAACAAUCUUCUAUUAGUUUACAGAGGGAGUACAUUUUAAUAGUACUCUUGUCAGUUUUUAAUGCUCGUAGGUGUGAAAAACAUUAGUAAAAAAUGUUCACAUUCAAGUCUUCUAUUUACUGCAGACUUGUUCUAAUGUAUGAUGCCAGCUGCCCUCCUCUCGCCUCUGGUUGCUGAGAACCUGAGACCGUUAAUUGAUUUACUAUGCUGAAUUGAACGACUCGAGAGCAAGACGGGGUGCACUCUGCACACACAAGGUCCUUAACCUCCUGGCGGUGGUAUGUGCUGCCAAGGAUGCGACAUGGGCAUGGACACGGUCACGGAGGAGCAGUACGAGCAGACCCGCACAGAACUCUUGACCCGGAGGAGCACCCAGGAUAAGCUCUAGCAGAGGCUCUGCAUGUUUCCUGAAUCAUCUGUCCUCUGAACCUUACAAAACUGCUGAAGAAAACAGGAGCAAUAUCCGUAAGGAGGGCGAGUCCUUCGUGCUUUUGGCAGUCUGCAUGAGCUUGUGGAACAGGAAAUGGAGAAUUGCUAUGGAGGAGGCUACCUGACUUGAUGCUGGAACUGGUGACCGGUACUGGCGGAGCAAUUUUCCAGAUAGCUGUUUCUCCCGAAGAUCAAGAUUGUUCCUUGAACACACCAAAAGGGUAGCUGUGAAGAUUACUGCCGGGAUCUGAGUGUCGGAUUCUUCGUUGAAGAUACUCGCACUGCAACUGCUGAGUUGGUCUCUUUGAGAAACAAGUCAGGGCAAUUUUGUUGAUAUGAUGUGCAAAACUACAAGCACGACGGACACCACACCAUGCAGAGCAUCAGGAAGAUGAACAGGCGACGACUGACAAGUUAAAUUAUUGGCAUCCAAGCUUGGCGUCCAGUCAAAAUCUCCUUAACUUGAUGUUCGUAUUCAAGGAUGCUGGAAGAGGCGCUGCAGGGUGUGGAUUUAGCUGUUCAUGCUGCUAGGCCUUUCCAAACGGAGGCUUUGCACGACUUGCUGUGCGUGUCGUUGGGUUUGCCCAUGGACAACUUCGGCCAUGCACAAGCACAGCCAUCUCCUCUGGUACCGUUUCAGCAAACAUUUACCAUCCUUCUCACCGAUUCGUCUGUGCGUGGCGAAUUUUGGCACUCACUUACCACCCGAGAGAUCAAGAAAGCAAGGGGGUCGUGGCAUCCAUGACGCAUUGAGAGUCAUGCACCUCGUGCCAAGGAAGGCAUAUAAUGGCAAGGAGGAAGGUCCAUCUCACCGCCGCCUUAUCAACGACUGUAUGCAUGACAUCUUGGGAGUUCAGCCAGAAAAUCAUGUUAUGCGCAAUGGAAAAGUGCAGUUUUCUGGCUCAAGCAAUAAUACAGAGCAAAUUUUACCCAAUACCGUUGAUUCUCAUGAUAUCUCUGCUUGUCCUUCCAUGAAUAAGCUCGCAAAGGUAAACAAGUUUAUGCUACUUGUGGAGCUGCAUAGGAGGGGAAUGAGUGCGGAUAUAUCUAUUUUAGCAUCUGCCAUGAGCUUUUGUGCUGUUAAGCAAUCCAUUAGGGGAGGUGUCCAGCUCCAUGCUCUACUGGUGAAAGUUGGUUAUGAAUUGUCAGUCCUUUCUGGCACCUCUCUAAUCAGCUUAUAUGCAAGAUGUUAUCAACUGGAGAAUGCUUGUCAGGUUUUUCAGAACAUGCCAGUUAAAAAUACCGUGUCGUGGACAGCACUCAUUUCUGGUUAUGCGCAGGAUAAUAAGGUUGAGCCUUGCCUCCAGGUGUUUCAGCUGAUGAGGCAGUCAGCGUGCAGGCCUAAUGACAUCACAUUUGCCACUAUCUUCAGUGUGUGCACUAACCACGCACUUCUUGCACUUGGUAAAAGUGUUCAUAGUCUAGAACUCAGAAUGGGUUUUGAUUUGUGUGUGCAUGUCUCAAAUGCACUGAUAUCAAUGUAUGCAAAGUGUGGGAGUAUAGAUGAGGCCCAGUCCAUAUUUGGGAGCAUUGCGUGCAAGGACCUGAUUUCUUGGAACUCCAUGAUAUUUGGAUAUUCACAGCAUGGCCUUGCUGAGCAUUGCCUAAGCUUGCUAAAGGAAAUGGAGGAGGAGCACAUAGCGCCUGAUGCAAUCUCCUUCCUUGGCAUCCUGUCAUCAUGUCGGCAUGCAUGCCUUGUAGAGGAAGGCCGGCACUGCUUCAAGGCAAUGAUCAGACUUGGAAUAGAGCCAGAGUUAGAUCACUACUCGUGUAUGGUAGACCUCCUGGGCCGGGCAGGAUUGCUCGAUGAAGCGUGGGAUUUGAUCCAUACAAUGUCCACGUCUCCAAAUGCAGUCAUAUGGGGUUCUCUGCUGGCUGCCUGUAGGGUGCAUGGGAACAUUCCGAUUGGCAUCCAUGCUGCAGAGCACCGUCUUAAGCUGGAGCCAGGUUGUGCUGCAACUCAUGUACAGCUAGCAAAUCUAUAUGCUAGCAUUGAUUGCUGGAGUGAUGUGGCCAGAGUGAGGAUGAUGAUGAAGGGGAGAGGACUGAAGACGAACACUGGGUGCAGCUGGAUAGAAAUUGGCAAUAAGGUUUAUACCUUCACAGCAGAAGACAGAUCAAAGAGCCAACAAGUAAAUCAUGUCUUGGCUGUUCUUGACUGCUUGCGCUCUCAUAUGGAAUACAAGGAUGAUUUGCUGAUAGAUGGUCUUGAGUUUGAUGAGCCUGAAUAUUUCAAGGUAAGUUCGGGCACUGAAUAAAUAUUGGAAGAUCAUAGAUCGCCUCAUCUAUAUGAAGGUAGAAGAAUCAAUUCUGUAGAAAAACCAUCGACUCACCUCAGAGACUUGUGAUAUGAUUCAUCUGAUUCCUACCUCAAAUUUUUUGAUAUUAUAUUGUAGUCUUAUUUAUACACACUUGUUGUAAACUAGGCUUCACUAGUGAUUGGUACAGACCAUGCAGGGACUUUGAUGUAAAUUGGAGUCAAAAUAUGAGAAAUGUUAGAUUGAUUGACUA